Messenger RNA from Chenopodium quinoa (quinoa), 3506 nucleotides. RefSeq names its product probable tetraacyldisaccharide 4'-kinase, mitochondrial. Gene Ontology annotation, biological process: lipid A biosynthetic process. Gene Ontology annotation, molecular function: lipid-A 4'-kinase activity; ATP binding. The record is from RefSeq and is a predicted model, not a curated record. The transcript is spliced from 8 exons. Lineage: Eukaryota; Viridiplantae; Streptophyta; Magnoliopsida; Caryophyllales; Amaranthaceae. The coding region runs from base 91 to 1290 and encodes 399 amino acids.
UUUGGGUGCAGAAGUGCUUACACAUACUCUUUUUGUCUUUUCGUUCUUUCAAAAUUCACACCCAAGUCAAAAUUCAUUCAACGCCAAAACAUGGAAAAAUUGAAGAGAAUAGUGAGCGAAAUUGCUUAUUCCCAUGAUUUUCCCAAACUCCCUCUACUUCAUCGCUCCUUUAUCCCUCUCCUUUCCAUGCUUUCUUCUCUCUAUUACCUCUCUGUUACUACCAGCCAUCAUCUUUACUUUCUGGGUAUCUUCCGCAAGAAACGGUUGCCAGUGCCAGUUAUCAGUGUUGGGAAUUUGACAUGGGGUGGAAAUGGGAAGACUCCAAUGGUUGAGUUUCUUAGUAAUUGGUUUUCUAAUUCUGGGAUUUCUCCUCUCAUUCUUUCCAGGGGCUAUGCUGGAGGGGAUGAAGUUAAAAUGCUUGAAAGGCAUCUUUUGGGGACAUCUGCAAAGGUUGGCGUUGGUGCAAAUAGAGCUUUGUCUGCUACUUUGUUUCUUGAAAAAUAUGGCUACACAGAUUCUCGUGUGAAUGGUUUCUUUGAGAACUUACUCUUGGUGAACAAAGUUGGUACUAAUGUCCCUUCAGACAAAAUUGGUGUUGCUAUUCUUGAUGAUGGAAUGCAGCAUGUGUGCUUGGUACGUGACUUGGAUAUUGUAAUGGUAAAUGGAAUGAUGCCAUGGGGGAAUAAUGAAUUGAUCCCCCUUGGACCUUUGCGGGAACCAUUGUCUUCCCUGGCUAGAGCAGAUAUUGUUGUGAUCCAUCAUGCUGAUCUGGUUUCAGAGCAAAAGCUUAUUCAUCUGAGACUUGGGAUUCAAGAGAUUAAAAACUCUCUACCUGUUUUCUUCAGUAGUAUGGUUCCUUCGCACUUCUUCACUGUUUACGAUGUUGGCACUAAAUUACCAUUGUCGGCAGUAAAAAACCGGGUCUUACUAUGCCUCUCUGCUAUUGGUUCUCCAAAUGGUUUCGUCAAGUGUGUUGAGAAGCUUGGACCAUCAUAUGUUGAUCAGCUUCACUACAGUGAUCAUUACUUGUUUCAUUCCAAGGAUAUCUAUGUGAUGACAAGGAAACUUGAGGAGCUCUAUCACAAAUUUGGUUCCAGACCUAUUGUUGUCACAACUGAAAAGGACUAUGACCGGGAUUCUGAAAUUCUCUCACAGUUACAUCCUUUCGAUGUUCUUGUACUCUGUUCUCAGCUACAAUUGGUCUCUUAUAGUGGAAGCUCGGAGAACAAAUUCAAGGAACUAUUAAAGCAACUCUUGGAUUCAAGAUCAGGGAGACUUAAAAAGAAGUGAAUAACAAAGAGCUUUGUUAAUCAAUGACGGUCUGAGCUAUGUUUAGAAGUGUAGAAGCAUUAAAUGGAAUUGGUAUAAUCCAUGUAACUUCAUGCCCUUCCUCUCUACUCUUAAUAUACAGAGUUCACAUUAUCUUUCUUUCUUUUAAGUACAAAACUGAAGCUUUAAUCCCUUAAGGAUGGGGUCAGCAUUUAGAGCACUUUUUUUAGUAUAUCAAGGAAUGUUGGGAAGUUUUUAUAAUGAUAAAAUUUUCUCAAUACUUUGAGUAUUAAUUUGUCAUUAUUUUUGUGGUACUACACGUCUACACACAAAUGCAAGAAUUGUUUCAAUUACCUCUGAUUGUAAAUCUUGCUUUUCAUAGUUAAUCAAGCUGAAAUACUCCAUUCUAAAAAAUUACAAUCAAAACUGCAUGGUAUUGUACAAAACACAUUUUUUUUUUGUUUAUGCUAUAUAUGCUGUAUAUCUAGCCUUUCUCCAUGUUUUUGUUGCAAGUAAAUGCAUCAAUGACAAAAUCAUCAUACAUUUAUUACUGAGCAUCGGGGAUACAACUUCUUCAACCUAAGCAGAGCCAAAAUACGGCAAAUCAUUGGUGGGUUGACACAGAUUGGUUUAUGUGUUCCUGUUGCAUGACUUGCAGAAGAUUGAAUGUUUGGAUUUUCCUUAUCGUCAUUGCAGCUACGUAUCUCAGGUAUCUCAGGUUGAGCUGUUUCCUUUUUUGCAGAAUCUAUAAUCUCCGGUUGAUUGCUCGUUGGCUUCACGGAACCUCUUCUUUCCAUCGGCUUGCAAACUUCACCAUUGCACUCAAUAUCCUUUUCCGGGUGGAUGGCGUUUUCUUGUUUCGACGUAAAGCCAAAGAGACUCAGAAAUGCAGGCAUAUUUCUUUUCUCUUUGUUUAUUUUCACAUUCUCCCCGUGAUGAUUGCAGGUUAGUAAUUCACUUGUCCAAUAAUUAAUUUGAAAGAUAUUAAAGAUGUUACCAAUGAUUAUUCAAAGGGACAAUUCUUUUCUUUUCAAUUGUUUUGAGAUGAGAAUAAUAAUCUCUUCUAUAAUUAAUUUGAAAGAUAUCAAAGAUGUUACCUAUGUUUAUUCCAUUCAAGGGGGCAAUAUUUUGUUUUCAAUUGUUUUGAGAUGAGAAUAAUAAUCUCCCCUAAUCCCGGGGGAUUAAUUAUCCUCGUAGAUAUAUAGUCACCAAUCUGCAUUAUAAUUUUAGAUUAAAUUUCCUGUUUCCUGAAUAUAUUUAUGUGGUUAUUUUCAUCUUAUAGUUUUUAUAUAGCUUAAAGUUGGAUUAAUUCUCCACGUUACUAGGAAUACAUAUGUACACAGCUGUGAGCUGUACAUCUUAUCUUCCUUUUAUUUUGAGCAAGGAGAAGGCCAUCAUAGAAGGGGAAAGUGGCAUUUUCGGGAAAUCCUUCCUAAAACGAGUUUGGUAAUGAUAUUAGACCCUUGGCCUCACCUCACGCCCGUAGACUGUAGUGAAAAGCUAGCCAACUACUCUGUCUUCCUAUCUUGAGUUAUAAAUCCUCCUUAAAUAAGAGUAAUUUGUUUGUUAUAGUUGUUGAAAUUACCAGUUUAUUAGUUCACCAAUUUGCAACCAUAAACCCACCUACCAUUAAGGCAACAAGCUCAACAUAUUCUAUAUAUUUGCCUGUUAAUUAAUUAUACUCUUCAUUUUCUUAAAUGAAAUGCAUGUUCACCAGUUAAUCAUAAAUACUCUCUUUAUUUCUAUAAGUUAAAUUACCCCCCCCCUUUUGUCUGUAUUUCUAUACAUUAGUCUUUUUUUUUAGUCAUGCCUACCUGUAACCUUAAGCAAAGAACAUAAAAUCUAAAUAUACAGUACAAGAAUUGAAGGUCAAUAAGAGCGCAAGGCUAGAUAGUAGAUACUAGGCUCAAUUUAUAACUAAAAUAAGUUCUAACAAGUUUAGAUUAGUGAAAAUUAGAUUAAUAAAUAGCACCCGUAUUAGUUAACAUAUGUUUCCAUAUUGAGAGUCACUAUUGUAUUCAUUUAAGGAUCCAUCAUGUGAAUAUUUUCCUUGAAUGAAGCAAUCUAGAUAUACCUUGACAAUGAAUUUUUCUGGUGCAUGGAAUAUUUUUUUAUUGAAGAAUAAUAAAUGUUAAGAACAUGUACAUGAGACAUUUUUAAUAAAAUUACACAUAAAUUCAUUACAUUAUUUCGUUAAUCUAUGAUCAACUGUCUACACACAACUGACCCGUAUAUUC